AUGCAGCUGAACGCUUUGCUAUACGCCGCUUUGCUCCCAUCGGUUGCCAUUGCGUGCAAACCGUGGAAGCGCAUCCCUGGCGAGGGAUGUUGCUUCAAAGAUGUUGGCACUUGUGUCUAUUGGCUGGGUAUAUAUGGAGGCUGCCAAAGCAACAACCCUCCUCCACUUUGCAGUGCCGAAGUGAAGGCCAAGUGCUCGGCAGAUUGUUGUCGUACAGAUGGCCAAAAGAACCAGAAUGGUGGAAUUUACGGCGACAAAUGCGGUUAG
Colletotrichum abscissum is the source of this 267-nucleotide messenger RNA. RefSeq lists its product as uncharacterized. The transcript has 4 exons. The coding region runs from base 1 to 267 and encodes 88 amino acids. The record is from RefSeq and is a predicted model, not a curated record. NCBI's taxonomy places the organism in Eukaryota, Fungi, Ascomycota, Sordariomycetes, Glomerellales, Glomerellaceae.